Messenger RNA from Symbiodinium pilosum, 372 nucleotides. NCBI's taxonomy places the organism in Eukaryota, Dinophyceae, Suessiales, Symbiodiniaceae. The record is from the annotation of a GenBank genome assembly.
GCGUUGCAGAAGAUGACGAAGACUACAGGCAAUUUGGGCGAGGACGCGGUCAACGGCACGGCUCUUCCCGCGAGCUCACCUGGGGUGGCAGAGGACUUGCAGAAGGAGCUGAGCAAUCCAAGUGUCAGGGGGCGAGUGCAAGACGUCGCCUCAGACCCGGAGAAGCUGGCCAAGGUCAUCCAUGCAAGCCCGCUGGUCCAGCAGCUGGCUGCUAUGAAUCCAGUCGCCGCGCAGGUCAUCAACAGCCCAGAUGCCUUGCAGAAGAUGUUCAGCAAAGAGAUGCUGGAUUUGCUGCAAGAGGGCCAGAAGCCGGGCGAUGCUAUGCUUGAGUCCAUCCUCCAAGCAUCGCAGGCCCACAAGUCAGACCCCUAG